Chara braunii is the source of this 4270-nucleotide messenger RNA. Lineage: Eukaryota; Viridiplantae; Streptophyta; Charophyceae; Charales; Characeae. The record is from the annotation of a GenBank genome assembly.
GGGGUAAGCAAGAUGGGAUAGGGGAUAUGGAGGUAAGGAAGGAAAAGUCGUAAUGGACUCGUUAGCUGGAUGAGGGGCGGUUUCCGUCUAGAAGGCUCAGAGUCAUUUGACAGAUCGGGUACCCAGAAGAAGGGUCGGCAGCGCGAGCCCGACGAACUUACUAGAAGGCAACAGAUGCAGCGGCAGCGGCAGCGGGAGUGGCAGCUUGCUCAUGCGCUGAAGGAUCACAAUUGGAUGCCGAUGUCCAUACUACGCUCUCAGCCCGUUAGCGCACACUACCUGAGCCAUCUGCGGCUUAUCCAAGAGGAAAGACGUCAGGAUAUGGAAGCAAUGCGGAACUCGAAGUGUGGGCCUGUAGGUUAUGAAUGGUCGCAUUGGGCUGACUCGUUCUCACAAACGGCACGCAAGCAAUGGCUCCAAGGACUCAUUGACAGCCGCCGGCUUCGCGCCAUGAAGCAGGCACUAUGGCCCCAAAAGAAGAAGGACCAGGGAGCUCUGACACGACGCUCUGUUUCCGAACUGAGCUCCUGCUCUUCUUCUCAGAUCUCGACGGCCUUCCCAGCCAAAUGGGGCUGUGUCGUCUUUUGCUCGAGUUGCAUGAGGGGCGAAGUUCCACGAUCAGUCGAGCUUCGGCAGUCAACAGGGCACCACUACAAAGUAUGCGCUAAGGAAAAGUCCGAGCAUACUAAUCGAACGCUAGUGAAGAACACUAAUCGAACACUGGUAAAGAACACAAAUCGAAUGCUGGUGACGAGCACGGAUCGAACACUGGCGAAGACCACACAGGGUGGAGUCGUUCACACUAGCCGGCAGAGGGUUAAGCGGAAACAAGUGCUGGACACGCGGUGGCAGAAGCGAGAAUCCAAAGUGAAGGGAGGCCAAGUGCGGAAACAGAGGCAGCAAAGGAAGCGCCGGAAGCAAAAGCUUGGCACCGGAAGACGCUUAGUACGAGGCAAGAGAGUUCAUUCACAUCCAGUUUCUGCUCCUCCCGCACCCGCGCAAGAACGUGGUGUGUCAAGCGAUGUCGGCAACAUAGGUCAGGAUGCUACCAAAGCAGCAGCAGCAGUAGAUCUCAAGCGGCGACUCAGUCUGGAUCUCAAGGCUAUCAAGAGUCAAGCGGAGGCCAGAGGCGCCACGAAGUUGAAGGUCUCAUCCAGAAAGACUGAGUCCACCAAAGAAACCAGUCAGUCUGGAAGUCAGAGGUAUGGGGAUUCACACGGGAAAUCCAGUAAAGCAAAGAGGCCGACCAAAACUGCUGUGAUUCAACUGCCGCGAUCCAGUGCUGCAGAGUCCAACAAACCGAUGAAGAAGGCAGAUGAUAGCGCCAAGAAGGAUCACAGAGCGGCCGCCGAUGGUGCGAGGGAGAGGAAAGAGACUGCGAAAUCAAUGGGAAAGAAGGGUGGCAGGGGGGGGGGGGUAAGCCCCUCCAUUUCUGACCCUGUCAAGGAAUCAAAUUCCAGCUCAAAAAGGGGGCAACAACAAGGUCAGCAAGGUUCUAAAAAAGGCCGUCCUCGUACGACGCGCACAGGCCGACGGAAAGUCCGGAAGCCAAAACCGUUGACUAGCAGCCCGCCUCCUCCUCGCCGCAGCAAAACGCAUCGUAGUGAAAGUGUUAGUUCUGACAAGGAGGAUGAAGAUGCCCGGUCACACUCACAUUUCGCUUCAGGCAAGCCCGCUGAUAACAUGAGGACGCGGUCAGAGUCGGAGAAAGACAAGCAGCGGAUGCGGAAAGGUGCCAAAAGUGGGGAUGGGGGUUCGUUGUCUAGAGGUGAAAAGAAUAGAAGUUCUGACGAUGAACAGGAUGGCAAGGGCAAGGAUUAUGCAAGCUUGCUGUCAACGUCGUCCCAGACGUCAGAUGACAUCAGGGAGAGGUCAGGAAAGGGGCAGAAGCAGCUGCUGCAGAAACGGUCUAAAAGCGCGGAUCGGGGUUUGUUGUCUGGUAGUGCUGGAAAGGGCAGAAAAGGAAAACAAUUGUUUGCAAGUACCCCGGGGACUCCGAAACGUCUGAAGCUGGACCGUCAUGGCGCUGCUGCCGAUUCUGAAAACGGCAAAAGAAGUUCAAAAAGGAGGUCCAAAGCGCACGAUAUGGACGAUACCGUGAGCUUAACUGUGAGUGAGGCAGGCAAAACGGUGAGCUUAACUGUGACAGUAGGUAGUCCCGGAGCGAAGCACACAGGUGGCGGAGAAAAUGCUGAACCGGACAGCGGCAUGGGUGCAAGGGAUGGAUCUCCUGCACCCGUUGAGAUGGACAAUGAUGACAGACAAGGUGGCGAUAAUCUGACUGGCGGAGAAAUUGCUGAGCUGCACAGGGGUACAGGCGCAAAGGAUGCAUCUCCUGGACCCAUCGACAUUGCCAGUGCCGACAGACAAGCCGGUGAUGGUCGGACUAGUGGAGAAAUCGCCGCUGAAUGGGACAAGGGUACAGGUGCAAAGGAUGAAGUUCCUGUACCAAUUGACAUUGCCAGUGCCAACAGGCAAGGCGGUGAUGUUGUGGCGAACAAAAAUAUAUUAUCCAGUGCAUUGCCGAUCGACGUUCAACAAUCUACCGUUUCAUCGGGUCUAUCCACCCCUGCCUCACUUCCCAACCCUCUGGGAUCCAGUUCACAAACUGCAGCUCCUUUUGAAGACAUGCAGGAUUAUGUCCAAGAGAAUAUUGAAAUUGAGGGCGCGCAAGGUACCAAGUAUGAUGCACAAGGGGGUGGUAGGGGUGAUGUAGGCAGCAGGCAAGGAGCAGCGGCGGAGCUUCGGUUGUCAUCGUCGCCAACUGAUGCCAAUGCAAUGAAGCGUAACAGAACUCCAAGUCAAGAAGAAGUGCUCGAGGUCCAGGACUGGAAGAUGGCUCGGUUUUUCUCCUCAGCUGAUGCACAGAGUCUCUCCCCCUCCCCUGCUCCGAAGACCCCGAGAAAGGUGCCGGGAGGUUUCGGCGAUGCCUCUUUGGAAAGCGACAACGAGGGCAAGGAGUAUGGGCAGUUUACGCUGAACACCUCUUCCUCUCCUCUUGAUCCGUCGACUCCCCGAUCCACGAAGUCGGUGAGACCAUCGUCAAGCAACCCUCAACUCAGUGCCGUCCUUGGAAGCGACACCGAGACAGUAAGCAGUCACAAUCAGAGUUCUCACACAGCCACAACAACAUCUCGGAAAAGUGGAAAGAGUUCUCCGGCCUCGUUUGUGGUUCGUGUCACCGUCGAUCGAGAAUUGCUCUUCGCCUCGGGUCCAAGAAAGACGGUUUCUGAGGGAGCUACCCCGAGGUCCGGCCACGGAAGCACUGGAGGAGGAAAACCGGGCACACAUCAAAUGAUCAUAGAUGCCCCGGGAUCAGUUGCAAAGUCAGAGUCAGCGGUAGUCGUGCGUACACUCAGUCAAACUCUGAGCAGCCUUGCCGUCAGCGGGAAGUUGCCGCGAGAUGAAGGGACGGAAACAAACAGUGAAGAUAGGAGUGCAGAUGGUGCCUCAUCUUCUUCCCAGCCUGCCUUGCCAACGGAACAACUUACGCUGGCCCCACAGAAUCGGCUCUAUUCCGCAUCCGCCCUGGGACGCGUUUCAAGAAAUGUUGCUAAGGAUGAGCUCCACGGUCCCAACACAAGUAGGAGUCAAGAUGGUACCAGGCAAUCUUAUGGCACACAUCCUCCCAAUAGGGAUUGGGAUCCUCAAUCUCCCUCUGCCACCUCAGGUUAUGCUUCUCCGCAGAUAGGAAAGCAGGAGGGCAAGAGACGCGUGCAAAUCUCGGAGAAGGUUUUCCAUAGUGAUGGUACCGUCUUGCCACAGAAGGACAUGGAGGAAGAAGAAGGUCCUUCAGAAGUGCAGUCCAGUACAAACCGUGCGCACUUCGGAGCAGAAAAGGGCGUUCAAGACGACGAGAACGAGCGACAGGGGUAUGAGAGCGACUUCGAAGAGCAGUACGCCAGUGAUUUUGAAAGCGAGGGUACAAGAACAAGCCAUGCUACCCGAAGGGUGACGCCCUACCCCGACGCUCUAGAGAUGUUGGAGGCGGAACUUGAAGAUGAUGAGGACCAACCUGUGUACCCCCAAAGUGCAUUUCAACAUGGGAGCAUAACCCCUGGGAGGGUCACAAAGCGAUCGCGUCAGCGGCUACAAGCAACACUGCCAGCAAGUAAAUCUCAGCCGAUCACUCCGCGCCAAAAUUUGAGGCCUCAGAAUGACUGGAAAAACAACAGCGGCUAGGUAAUGUACCGUCACCACUGUGGGGCUUUGCAGUACCGGGUAUUGACCCCCUAAACCAACUUCCGGGACCUCCGCACCAGCCAGCAAG